This is a messenger RNA of Closterium sp. Yama58-4, 2919 nucleotides long. The record is from the annotation of a GenBank genome assembly. NCBI's taxonomy places the organism in Eukaryota, Viridiplantae, Streptophyta, Zygnematophyceae, Desmidiales, Closteriaceae.
AUGGCACCACGUCGCGCCACCCCUCACGGCUUGUCUGCCAACCGCCCGUCACGGCGCGCGGCAAAGGCCGAUUCGUCAGAGGCCGUAACCCCCGCGGGCCGUGCACGGGAGCUCGUCGAAGCGCUGUCGUCAACAACGGGCCUGUCGCUUAACGUCGCAAGCCUGUCGCAGCUGAAGCGACUCGUGCGAUACGAUGACGAUUGCAUGCGCGCCGCAUUCGACGCUAUCAUGACGCGCCUCGAGAAUAAGCACGCGCAGAUCCGUCUUUUGCUGCUCCUCGUUAUAGACUACCUCUUCAUGCGCUCGCGCCUUUUCCGCCGCCUGCUCCUCCCCGCGCAUCUCCUCCCCUUCCUCCGCCUCACACUAGGCAUCCACCCCGCCUCCCCCCUUCCCCCGCCCGCCGCCCGCGCCUCCAUCCUCCGCACGCGCGCACUUGAGUGCCUACAAGCCUGGCUGGCAGCUUUUGGCGCUUCCUACCCGUCCCUGGGCAUGGCUUUGCGCUACUUAGUGGGAACACUCAAGCUCCCCAUGCCGCAGGGGGGAACCGCGGGGGAGCGCGCGGGGCGGGGGCGCCGGGGGGUGGAGAGCGCGCGGGAGAGGGAUCGGCGGGAGAGAGCCGCGCGGGUGCAUGCAGCACAGCUGGCGCGAUACGAACGGGCGCAGGCGGAAUGGGCGGAAUUGGGGGAGGAGAUGAGGCGAGCUUCGCUGUGCGCCCUGGCAGCGGUGGUGCAGGGGCGGUAUCUGAGUGUGAGUGGCGGGUGGGUGCAUGCGUUGACCAGGGUUGACCCGCUUGACCCGGCGUGUAGGGACGAGAUGCUGAGAGAGGUCAUUGGGCUGCGGGCGCAGAUGAAAGAAGUUCUGGAGCGGUGCAGAGCGGUGGGGUUGACGUGGGAGGUGAGGGGGGAGGGAGGCGUGGUGGGAGAGGAGGAAGGUGGGGAGGAAGGAUGGGAGGAGGGGAAGGGAGGUGUUGUUGGGAGCGGGGAAGAGGAGGUGGAGUGGGAGGAUGGUGGUGGUGGCGGUGGUGGUGGUGGGGAUAAACUUGUUGGUGCCAUUGAACUUGUUGAAGGGAGUAGUGUUGAAGACAUGGGUGCUCUGAACCAAGCGCAGCAGCAGCAGGUGGAUGGUGAAAGGAGGUGCGGUGACGCACAGAACCUCGCACAUGAGGAGGAGGCAGGGGGCAUGCUGGCGAACCAGAGGGGCCUGUGCGUGAGCAACCACUGGGGGCCUGUGGACGAUAGUGCGUGCUUGCCUCCUGAGCGCGUGCGAGAGCUCAUGGGCCUGCAGGUUAGCUAUUAUGAGGCUCCUAAGGGGGUGGGGGGAAGUGCGGGGAGGAGGGUGGGGAAGGGAAGGCGAGGAAGGGAGAAUGGGGAUGGGGAGAGGGAGGGGGGGGAGGAGAGGGUGGGGAUGGAGGAGAGGGAGGGGAAGGAAGAGAGGGCGGGGAAGGAGGAGAGGAUGUUGUGCAGGGGAGUGAAACGGCAGAGGGAGGGAGAUGAGGGUGAAGGGUGUGAUGGUGGGGAUGGUGGCGAUGGUGGCGAUGGUGGGGACGUUGAGGCAGAGGAGUUGGAAGUGAGGGAGGUGGUGAGUGGGCCGUUGGGUGGGGUACAGGGUGGGGCAGUCACUGGGGAGACUGGCAACAGUGGACGUGCACGCAGGGCUGGAGGGGAGAGUGCGGGCGAGGGGGCGAAUGGGAGUACGAGUGAGACAGCGAGCGUGAUUUCACACCGAGGGUUGAGCGCAGGUGGGGGAGGGGGGGCAGAUGGGGUGGAGUGGGAGGCUUGGCAGAGGCAGGUGGGGCGGCAGGCAGCGCGCAAUGUGAGGCGCAGGGAGAGGCAGGGGAGGAGGCACGGGGGAGAUGGGAAGUGCGAUGGGGAUGCUGGGCCGGGGGUGGGAGGAACUGGUGCUGCUGGUGCUGCUGGUAAUGGGGAGAGGGGAACGCAAGGCACAAAGGCAGAAAGGAGCAAAGAGGGCAUGCAGGAGGAGACGAGGAGGAGGAGAGAACUGGGGUCACUGGAUUGGUAUGGAGGAGGAGGCUCGAGAGCAGUGCAGGCGGGGCACGGGGGCUGUUUCAUGAGUGUGAGAACCAGUACGGCCAGUGGGGCCAGUGGGGGUGGAGCGGAUGGUUCCAGCAGGUUGGGGAUGGAGAGGCGUGGGUUGGUGCUGCGUGUGGCAGCUAGCCUGAAGCAGCGAGCCGCUCUGCUGGGGAAGGGGGAUGUGUUGAUGGCGCCGGGUGAGUGUGCAUCGCAGCUGGCACAGGCUGGCGUGGGUGGUGCAGCAGGGGAGGAGGUCGGGUUGGCACGGAGUGGUGGUAGUGCUGCUGCUGCUGCUGCUGCUGCUGCUGCUGCUGGUGAGGGGCAGUGGAGGGGCGUGCGUGCGGGGCGAGGGGAACAGGCGGGGGGAGUCAGGGGCGGGGCGAGAGGUGGAGGCGGGGAGAGACGUGGGGCAUUGGAAAGAGGUGGGGUGGGUGCGCGUAUCCGUGCUCACAACGACGCUGUGUUGAUGGCUGCAGAGGUGCGCGGUAAGAGAGGGGUGGUGAAUGGGGAGAGGGGAGGAGCAGGUGAGGAAGGUGCAUGUGAUGGUGGGCUUGGUAACGAGCAUAGGGGAGUGUUGAGUGGGGGAGGUAUUGGGAUCGUCAUGGGUCUUAAUGGUGGUGGCAGUGGUGGUGGUGGUGGUUUCACUGUUGGCGAGAGUGAUGGUUACAGCGAAGGUGCAGAGGCGGGUGGUUGGGGAAGGGAAGAGGGAGCGGUAGGAGUGGGGGAAGCGGGGGUAGAGACGUUAGCAGGAAUGCUGAAGAGGAAGGAGGGUGUGAGGGAGAGGUUGGGCAGGAGGUUGUUGCGGGGCAGGGGCAGGGCAGCAGCGGUGGAGCAGAUGGAGAGGGAGGAGCAGCAGAGGGUGAGAGAGGCACGGGUUAACCAGUGGUGA